Molecule: messenger RNA, 876 nt
Organism: Meyerozyma guilliermondii ATCC 6260
Lineage: Eukaryota; Fungi; Ascomycota; Pichiomycetes; Serinales; Debaryomycetaceae
Gene: HMX1
Product: Hmx1p
Exons: 1
Coding region: 1-876 (291 amino acids)
Biological process (GO): heme oxidation
Molecular function (GO): heme oxygenase (decyclizing) activity
Source: RefSeq, a predicted model, not a curated record
AUGGUACAAACAAGUGGAGCCACCACCAAACUUGCUCAGCACGAAGUUGUGCCUGCGCCCACUGAUAUGGGUGCUUUGGCUAACCGUAUCAAUAAGGAAACUCGUACUUUACACAAUAAAAUCGACAAGAUGAUGACUCUCAAAUUGGCACUUGCGUUAAGAGAUCCUAAGAUAUAUCGUCAAGGAUUACAAAGUUUUUAUCAUGUUUUCGCCACGAUUGAACGUUGUUUGAAAGAACAGAUCAAUGCUAAUAACGAAUGGUCGGAUAUGUUGAAUGAGAUCUGGAAACCAGAGAUCGCCAGAACAGAAAAAUGUGAGCAGGAUCUCAUGUUUUACUAUGAUGAUAACCGGGAAAAGUUUGAAAAACCAAUGAUGUCGGAGCAAAUUGAUUUUGUAAACCACAUCGUCAAGUCUUCUAAUGAUAAACCAUACUUGUUACUUGCAUAUUUGCAUGUUAUGUAUUUGGCGUUAUUUGCUGGCGGACGUAUUAUGAGAUCUUCAAUAUCAAGAGCUACUGGGUUGUUCCCACAAAAGAAUGGAUUGAAGCACGAAGAAAUUGUCAAGUUGGGCACAAAUUUCUUCACUUUUGAUGUUGCUGAUGAGAAUUUGUUGAGAUUGGUCUACAAGCGUGAUUAUGAAUUAUUGACGAGAUCGGGAUUGACAGAAGAACAAAAGUUGGAAGUUAUCGAGGAGUCCAAGUAUAUCUUUGAGCAAAACGGCAAAUGUGUUUCUGAACUUGAAAGACACAAUUUGGUGAGACUUUCUCGCAAGUGGUCUUAUAUAGCUGCGACCAAGGGUUCCUAUGUGUUGAUGGCACUUUUGGUUUUAGCUGUGUUGUAUUACGUUCGUCGACUUGUGGUGCAUGCUUUUUUCUAG